This is a messenger RNA of Colias croceus (clouded yellow), 1025 nucleotides long. RefSeq lists its product as uncharacterized. The record is from RefSeq and is a predicted model, not a curated record. The transcript has 2 exons. NCBI's taxonomy places the organism in Eukaryota, Metazoa, Arthropoda, Insecta, Lepidoptera, Pieridae. The coding region runs from base 9 to 971 and encodes 320 amino acids.
CACCUGCAAUGGGUUUUAAAUUUGUUUUAUUUGCACUAUCCGUGCUUAUUUAUCAGGUCAAAUCUCAACGAUGUGGUUGCCCAGGACCAGCACCAACAGUUAUUUCUGCACCACAAGUGAUAUCACCACCAGUAGUAGCUACAACAAUAAUCGAUAAUUCUGUAUCAAACGCCUUAGCGAAUGCUUUACAACUCCUAAUUGUUAGCGAUCUAAUUGAAUCCACAUUAGGACCUGCAUUAUGUUCUAAUCUAAACGUACCCAUCAUAGAAUCUCCAUACUGUGGACAAGUCGAAUUCAUACAGCAGGAAUACAUUACACCGUGUGGUCCAACUGUAGAAGUAUUACAGCCUUGUGGCACACCAAUGGUUGAAACAUUAACUCCUAACAUAUUCGGAGGUUAUACUGAAUCCUUUUCACCUCUCUACGGCGGUCCUAUUGUAGAAAGAUUGUCACCAAGAUUGCCUCUAUGUCGAUCUGGAACACUUAUUGAAAAAAUUCAACCUAACAUUUGCGGAGGAUAUGCAGAAACUUUUUCUCCUGCUUUUGGUCCUGGACCGAUCAUUGAAACGAUUCAACCUAACAUCUUCGGAGGUAUAACUGAGACGAUUUCAUCUUUAUACGGACCUCAGAUUGUUGAGCAAAUCUUCCCAAACGGUUGUGGUUUUACUGAGACGAUUUCACCAAACUAUUGUGGAGGUGUUACUGAAGUAAUCACACCAAAUUAUUGUGGAGGAAUAACUGAAGUUGUUGGACCAACUGCUCAGUUUAUACCCAAUUAUUAUGGCGGUGUAACUGAAAUCGUUUCUGGACCCCCAAUGGCUGCUGAAGUAUGUUUCCCUUCAUCGAUCCCUGCGCAACUAGCUUGUAACUUUGGGUACAAUGUACCCGCUAACACACCUUGCGUCAAUUUUAAUGUUGAGCCAUUGCCAUUUGACUCUUGCAAUAAUUUUGGCAAAUCGUUUUACUACUGAUUAUUUUAAGUUGUGAGUAAGACAUAAUAAAUUAUAAUGUGAUUUUAAGUAUAA